CGCGCGCGCCCGCCCAGCGCUUUUUUAUUUAAAAAUAAAACUCAUUUUCGUCCAGCAUUCCAGUCUAUAGUCUUUGUACAGAUAACAAUUAAUUAGAAACGUAUUAUGAAUUUUGUUUUUAAACUGUGCUAAAAUUAUUUGUGAAAGGAUAAUGUUUAAAAAUAGUGUUUUACGGAGAUCCAGUGCAGACGUAAAGCUCGUUGUAUUUCGGUGACAUAUCGACGACCUCGAACAAGCGCUUUGGCGGUUUUCGCGUUAUUUUUUUAAAUUCGGCCAGUGUGUACGGACUGUGUUCUUUUUUUAAAUGUUAAUUGUUUCGUGUGUCAAACAGUAAAAUGUGUUGUUGAAUUAUUUUCGGAUUGCCCUAUUAUUUUAUAAACGGUGGUAAUGGCGGACCAAGCACAACCCACCACCCCAGAGGGUGACGACACCGGCCAGCCGGUGGUGGUACAACCAAAGAAACAGGCGCGAGCUAGGGGGAAACCGCAGCCUGAGAAACCCAAGAGGAGCCUCCUGUGUUUGGGCUUGAAGAACCCACUUAGAAAACUCUGCUAUGAUAUCGUGGAGUGGAAACCCUUCGAAUAUAUGAUUUUGACAACGAUAUUUGCAAAUUGCAUCGCGCUUGCUGUAUUCACGCCCUACCCUUCCGGAGAUACGAAUAAUACUAAUCAGAUUUUAGAAAAAGUGGAAUGGAUAUUCAUGGCAAUCUUCACCGGAGAAUGUGUGAUGAAAAUUAUAGCAUAUGGCUUCUUAUUUCAUCCUGGCGCAUACCUUAGGAAUGCAUGGAACAGUCUCGACUUUACCAUCGUCACUAUUGGAAUAGCGAGUCAGAUAUUGCAAUAUAUUUCAAAGGAUCUGUUCGAUGUGAAAGCUCUGAGGGCGUUCAGAGUGCUGCGGCCGUUACGUCUAGUAUCUGGAGUGCCAAGUCUCCAAAUAGUACUCAACUCGAUCCUGAAAGCGAUGGUGCCCUUGUUCCACAUAGCGUUCCUAGUGCUUUUCGUGAUCAUCAUCUACGCUAUCAUCGGUCUGGAACUCUUUGCUGGUGCUCUCCAUGAUACCUGUUUUGAUAAUCAGACAGGUAAAAUGGUAGACGAUCCCACCCCCUGCUCCCGUGACGCGGAAGUGGGGAACCAUUGCAACGAGGGGGAGGUUUGCAAGGGCUAUUGGGAGGGGAUCAACUUUGGUAUCACCAAUUUUGAUAAUAUCGGAUACUCCAUGUUGACCGUGUUCCAAUGCAUCACGCUAGAAGGAUGGACGGAUAUUAUGUAUGCUAUAGCAGACGUAAAAGGGAAUACCUGGGUCUGGAUAUAUUUCGUGACUCUGGUCAUUUUUGGAAACUUUUUCGUGAUGAACCUUAUUCUUGGUGUGUUGUCUGGAGAGUUCUCCAAAGAGAGAGAGAAAGCCAAGAACCGGGGUGACUUCCAGAAGUCACGUGAGCGGCAGCAGUUUGAAGAGGACCUGAAGGGCUACCUCAACUGGAUCACCGUCGCUGAGGAGCUCGACCUGGAGAACGACCAGGGGCAGAGGGAUCAAGACCAGGAUGACCAGGGAAAUAAGAAAGAAAGAAAAAAUAACGAGGGCUCUCAGAACAAUAUAAAUUCGAACGGCGACGCCCAGCAGACGACAUCUUGUAAAAUAUAUUGCAAGAGGUUUGAUAAAGUGAACCGGCGCAUGCGCAGGGCGUGCCGCAAGGCCGUCAAGUCGCAGACGUUCUACUGGGCGAUCAUUGUUCUUGUGUUUUUGAAUACACUCGUUUUGGCAACAGAACAUCAUAAUCAACCACAGUGGCUGGAUGAUGUUCAGAACUACGCAAACUACUUGUUUGUUGUGCUCUUCACGAUGGAGAUGCUGGUAAAGAUGUACGCUUUAGGCUUUCAGGGUUACUUCGUAUCCUUGUUCAACCGCUUCGACUGUUUCGUCAUGGUGUGCUCGAUCGUCGAACUGGCUCUCACGAUAUCGGGAACGAUUCCGCAACUCGGUAUAUCUGUGUUGCGUUGUGUUAGAUUGCUUCGGGUUUUUAAGGUUACUAAAUACUGGCGUUCCCUCUCCAAUCUGGUUGCUUCUCUUCUCAACUCCAUCCAGUCUAUCUUCUCCCUUCUCUUACUCUUGUUCCUGUUCAUCAUGAUCUUCGCUCUGUUGGGGAUGCAGGUGUUCGGCGGAAGAUUUGACUAUGAGCCUGAGGAACAGAAGGAGAGACACAACUUCGACUCUUUCUGGCAAGCGGUGUUGACUAUGUUUCAGAUUUUAACAGGCGAAGAUUGGAACGUGGUGAUGUACCACGGUAUCAACGCCUAUGGCGGUGUCGGCACGCCCGGCAUGUUGGCCUCUAUCUAUUUCAUCGUCAUCUUCAUUUGUGGUAACUACAUUCUAUUGAACGUGUUCUUGGCCAUUGCCGUCGACAAUUUGGGAGACGCUGAAGAUAUGGAUGAAGAAAUUGUGAAAGAGAAAGAUGGUGGAGAUAACCCUGAAGCCGGGAAUCCACAGCUGGAUGAAGAAAGAGGUGAAACUGAUGAUGAAUAUGCCAAUGAUGAAGAAGGAUACUCUAGUGACGGCCAAAAGUUUAAGAAAUAUAAGAGAGUCGCAAGAUCGGAGAAUGAAUAUGAAGAGACAGGGUCGGAGGAAGAGGGUGAAUUAGAGCAAGAGGAACAGAAUGAUGGUGUUAAAGACGUUUUAGUCACUGCAGAGAAGAAGCAAAAUGGAGACAUAAAGAAGGAGGAACCUCAGCCCCCUCCCAAACGCCAACCCACCAUCACAGCUCGCCCCAGAAGACUGUCUGAAGUGGAAAUAAAGACCCAAGAGAAACCCAUUCCAGAAGCCACCAGCUUCUUUAUAUUUUCAAAGGAUAAUUGGUUCCGAGUUUCCUGCUACAAGGUACAGAACAACUCGUGGUUCCGGAAUCUAAUUCUGAUUUGCAUUCUGGCCUCGUCUCUCAUGUUGGCCAUGGAGGAUCCAGUCGAAGGGAAAUCCACGGAAGCAAAGCGAGAGAUCCUUCGCAAGAUCGACUAUUUCUUCACCACGGUGUUCACCAUCGAGCUGAUAUUGAAACUUAUCACCUAUGGUUUCAUCCUUCACAAGGAUGCCUUCUGUCGCUCCGCUUUUAACUUGUUGGACUUGUUGGUUGUUAUCGUUUCUCUUGUAUCUUUAACUGGCUCAAACAACGUAUCAUUCAUAAAGAUCUUGCGAGUGUUCAGAGUGCUGAGACCGCUCCGUGCGAUAAACCGGGCGAAAGGUUUGAAGCACGUAGUACAAUGCGUUAUCGUUGCUAUUAAAACGAUCGGCAACAUUUUGUUGGUGACAAACCUCCUUCAGUUCAUGUUCGCUGUAAUGGGAGUGCAAAUGUUCAAGGGAAAAUUCUAUAUGUGUUCAGAUAUAACCAAAGUGAAUUCUGAACAAUGCCAGGGAGCAUAUCUGGUAUACAAGAAUAACAAGCCAACCAUUGAAGAUCGUGUUUGGAUGAAAAAUAAGUUUAAUUUUGAUAAUGUACUCAAUGGAAUGCUCACUCUGUUCACUGUGUCCACAUUUGAGGGGUGGCCAGGCUUAUUAUCUACGUCAAUGGAUUCGAAUGAAGAGAAUCAUGGUCCUAUAGAAAAUUCUCGGCCACUCGUCGCGUUUUUCUAUAUAAGUUAUAUUAUUGUGAUAGCAUUUUUUAUGGUUAAUAUAUUCGUAGGUUUUGUCAUAGUUACAUUCCAAAAGGAAGGAGAGCAGGAGUUUAAAGAUUGUGAAUUAGAUAAAAAUCAGAGGAAUUGUAUAGAGUUUGCGUUGAAAGCGAAACCAAUUAGAAGGUAUAUACCAAAACAUAGAAUACAGUAUAAGACAUGGUGGUUUGUGACGUCACAAAGAUUUGAAUACGUAAUAUUUUUCUUUAUCGUCCUUAACACAGUGGCACUCAUGAUGAAAUAUCAUGACGCGAAACCCCUCUAUAAGAAAGCGUUAGAUUAUCUAAAUAUGGUUUUAACUACAGUAUUUAUGUUGGAGUUCGUCUUUAAAUUGGCAGCAUUUAGAUUUAAGAAUUACUUUGGCGACGCGUGGAAUACGACCGACUUUAUUCUAGUUGUGGGUAGUAUCAUAGACAUUGUGGUGACUCAGGUCAAUGAGAAUAAACUGCCGUCUCUUGCUCCUUUGGAAGUUAAAGAGCUGGACACAUCUAAUGAAAAUAAGGAGGGCACCCUCUUAAAAUACAUCAUUUUCUUCCGACUCUUUCGAGCAAUGCGACUGAUAAAGCUACUAUCGCGGGGCGAGCGAAUACGAACCUUAUUGUGGACGUUCAUAAAGUCCUUCCAAGCUCUGCCCUAUGUCGCCUUGUUGAUCGUCCUACUUUUCUUCAUUUACGCUGUGGUUGGGAUGCAGCUCUUCGGUAAAAUAGCACUGGAUGAUGACAUUAUUACAAGAAAUAACAAUUUCCAAACGUUCGGUGGCGCUCUGAUGGUGUUGUUUAGAUCAGCUACUGGAGAAGCAUGGCAGGACAUAAUGAUGGCUCUAUCACCAAAUGAAGACCAACAUCCUGGAGUACCAGUAGCUUGUUUCAGGCCUGAUGGCGAUAAUUCCACAAUAUCCGAUGAAGGAUGUGGAACACGUCUCUCGUUCCCUUACUUCAUAUCUUUCUCGCUGCUUUGUACGUUUUUAAUUAUCAACUUGUUCGUGGCUGUAAUUAUGGACAACUUCGAUUAUCUGACAAGGGAUUGGUCCAUCCUCGGGCCACAUCAUCUUGAUGAAUUUGUGAGAUUAUGGAGUGAGUAUGAUCCAGAUGCCAAAGGACGUAUCAAGCAUUUGGACGUGGUAACGUUGUUGAGGAAAAUAAGUCCUCCAUUAGGCUUCGGCAAACUGUGUCCGCACCGGACCGCAUGCAAGCGCCUCGUCUCAAUGAACAUGCCCCUCAACUCUGACGGUACUGUCAACUUUAACGCCACUCUGUUUGCCGUUGUGCGAACGCAAUUGCAAAUUAAAACUACUGGUAUAAUAGACGAAUGCAACACAGAACUGCGAGCUAUCAUCAAAAAGGUUUGGAAGAGAACAUCUCCCAAGCUGCUGGACCAAGUGGUCCCGCCUCCGGGAGACCCCAAUGAGAUCACUGUCGGCAAGUUCUAUGCCACCUUCCUGAUACAAGAUUACUUUAGACGGAACCAUGCAUUCAGGAAACGCAAAGAGCUGGCCGCAGCCCAGAACAAUCAGAUGACAUUACAGGCUGGUUUACGCACACUGCAUGAGGCGGGUCCGGAAUUGAAGAGAGCUAUAUCUGGUAACCUGGAUGAGGUUGUUGGGGAAACUGUGGAACCUAUGCAUAGGCGCAAUCACACACUAUUUGGAGCGGUUUGGACAAGUAUUAAGAAAGGCCGCGGUAGUUUUUACGCACCUCGUAAAGUGCCAAAAACUAUGGUUAAAUCUAAAUCGGCCAAUGGUGAUAAAGGCAUGACUCUAAGUAUGAUGAUGCAGAGAGAACUUGGCAUGGACGGCAAGAUACCAGAAGAGGAGAAUAAAUAUGAUGAGAAUCACAGCGAUGGUGAUGAAGAAAUCGCGAUGCAGCCGCUGCUUCACGGAAAGGACUCGGAGAGGAUCUUCAGAGUUAUCGAAAAAACAUCCAACGAUCUUAUGAAGAGUAUGAGAAACAGCAAUCGUGACAAUAUGCCCAGACAGACAAACAACGUGCCUUAUUGUGUAGACAAGCCAGCGGAGAAUCUCAUUGCUCGGGUGUUAACCGAGCAGGGCCUAGGCAAGUACUGUGACGCGGACUUUCUGCAGAGCACCUCCCGCGAGAUGCAGGAGGCCCUCGACCUCACUCAGGAGGAGAUGGACACCGCUGCUAACCAAAUUAUUUUACAAGAGCGCAAUAUGGCGAGGGACCCGAAUAUACACAGCGAUGUGGAAAGUAUACUCUCUCGGCAGUACCAUCCCUUCCACCAGCCGGCCAUGCCCCCAACAGUGAAAUAAAGCAUUUUUUUAUUAAUUUUUUGGCGACAUUUUUUCACCCACGUCGGUUGACACCGCGCGGGUUUGUUUCAAGCUAGCUUUGAGCUUUCAGCCGAGCUUCGGGCGUGUCGGAGAAUUGUACAUAGUUUAAAAUAUAUUUAUCGUAAAUUAUAGUUGUUUUAAUCGUAUAUGAAAUGUUAUGUAAUCAGCCAUUUGAGGAAAAUUUGUCUAUUUGGGACGGAUUUUUAUAAAGGAAAUAUGCUAUUUUGGUUUUUAAGUUAAAUGCAAUGUUUGAAGCGAUUUUAGGAUUCAGAGCCUACGGAAUUGUGAGAUAUUUUGUAAGUGUUCAUACAAUUUUUAUAAGGUUGCUACCGUCCUGUUUUUGAAUGUAAUGCGUUAUAUUAUUUUUGUAUUAAAAAUUGUUUGAAGGGAAGUUAUUAUUCGCUAAUUUAUAAUAUUCGCAGCGUUUAAUUGUUAAAAAUAUUAAAGUUUAUUUAAAGCAUAUGGAUAUUAUAAUGUGCUUAUUAUGAAGUAAGAGGUUUUAAGAAAAAAAAAUGGCAAUGUGCCUUAUUUAUAUAAACUAUAUAAACAUUAUAUGUUAUUGAAUACAAUAAGUGCCAAAGUAUGUAUCAAUUAUUUAUUUAGUUUAUAGAAGCCUUCUUUAUUAAUAUAAUGGCUAUAUAGGACUAUAGUUUUCCAAAAUAUUUGUUCGUCAGGUGAAUAACCUUUCACGAAAUAAAUCGUAUUUGAAACGAUUACAUCUUUAAAAUUAUUAAAACUAGUCAUGAAGUGCUUGUAUU
This is a messenger RNA of Zerene cesonia (dogface butterfly), 6704 nucleotides long. RefSeq names its product muscle calcium channel subunit alpha-1-like. Lineage: Eukaryota; Metazoa; Arthropoda; Insecta; Lepidoptera; Pieridae. Gene Ontology annotation, molecular function: high voltage-gated calcium channel activity. Gene Ontology annotation, biological process: calcium ion import across plasma membrane. Gene Ontology annotation, cellular component: membrane; voltage-gated calcium channel complex. The transcript has 50 exons. The coding region runs from base 388 to 5925 and encodes 1845 amino acids. The record is from RefSeq and is a predicted model, not a curated record.